GCUGCACUGCAGGAAGGAGCCCGAGCCGGAGCCGAUGGAGGAGGCCGCGGGGCAGGCGGAGGCCGGGCUGGCCUCCCUCCUCGACAGAUCCCAACCCCAGCGCUACACCGGGGGCUUCAACCCGGAGAGCUGGGAGCAGGAAUUUGACAAGAUCCCCAUGUUUAUGAAGAAAUCCCCUGCUGAAAUUGAUCCUGAACAGAAUCCUGAUUUGGCAUGCCUCCAAUCAAUCAUUUUUGAUGAGGAUCGAUCUCCUGAAGAACAAGCAAACACCUAUAAGAAUGAGGGGAAUGAAUACUUCAAGGAAAAAAACUACAAGAAAGCUGUAAUCUCAUAUACUGAAGGGUUAAAAAAGAAAUGCAGUGACCAAGAUUUGAAUGCUGUGCUUUAUACUAACCGAGCUGCAGCACAGUUUUAUCUGGGCAACUACCGUUCUGCUCUCAGUGAUGUGAGCGCAGCAAGAAAGAUAAGACCCAACCAUCUCAAAGCAAUAAUAAGAGGAGCUUUGUGCCAUUUGGAGUUAAAGAAUUUCCCUGAAGCAAUGGCAUGGUGCGAGGAGGGUCUGAGGAUAGAUUCAAAGGAGAAGAAACUUGUGGAAACGAGAGCCAAAGCCGACCGGUUAAAGCGAGCUGAACAGCGGGAUGCAAGGAAAGCAAAACUGAAGGAGAAGGAGGAACAGUCUCAGAAGGAAGUCUUACUCACUGCUAUAAAGGAAAGGAAUAUCAAGCUGUUUCUGGAGGCCUCUAAGGAAGAAGAAGAAAUAUCAGAUGGUCUGGCUGAGAUGUCCUUAGAUGGACUGAGUUCUGACAGUACCACGGGCACAAAGGUCUACUUAGAUGAUAAUGGCAAUCUGAACUGGCCUGUGCUCUUCCUGUAUCCUGAAUAUGGGCAAACAGAUUUCAUCUCAGCUUUUCACGAGGACUCCAGAUUUAUUGAUCAUAUACAGGUGAUGUUUGCUGAGUUACCUCCUUGGGAUUCGGAAAGAAAAUAUCAUCCCAGCAAUCUAGAGCUUUAUUUUGAAGAUGAAGCAAGAGAAGAAAUGUACCAGCUGAACCCAGAAAACACACUGCUGCAAGUGCUGCAGCACCAAAGGUACUUUGUAAAGGCUGGGACUCCUGCUUUUUUGGUUUUAGUAAAGCACUCCCCUUUCUCUAAGAAUUACUUUUUUGGCAAGAAGGUGCAUCAACUAAAAUGAACAAGUGCAAGCACAAAAAGGGACGAGAGAAACCCUUGCUGUGGGCUGGAUUGUUCAUAUCCACAGAUAGGAACAAUCAGUCUUCCACCUAUAGAGUUUAAUAAUUUUUUCUACUUCAAUCAAAUAAACGUAGCCUCUGUUGGA
Messenger RNA from Gopherus flavomarginatus (Mexican gopher tortoise), 1336 nucleotides. It is a transcript of the gene TTC4, whose product is annotated as tetratricopeptide repeat domain 4. NCBI's taxonomy places the organism in Eukaryota, Metazoa, Chordata, Testudines, Testudinidae. The record is from RefSeq and is a predicted model, not a curated record. Gene Ontology annotation, molecular function: Hsp90 protein binding. The transcript is spliced from 10 exons. Bases 35 to 1192 code for a protein of 385 amino acids.